Messenger RNA from Babesia ovata, 3024 nucleotides. Its product is annotated as nuclear cap-binding protein. The transcript has a single exon. Gene Ontology annotation, biological process: mRNA export from nucleus; nuclear-transcribed mRNA catabolic process, nonsense-mediated decay. The coding region runs from base 1 to 3024 and encodes 1007 amino acids. Gene Ontology annotation, cellular component: nuclear cap binding complex; nucleus. NCBI's taxonomy places the organism in Eukaryota, Apicomplexa, Aconoidasida, Piroplasmida, Babesiidae. The record is from RefSeq and is a predicted model, not a curated record. Gene Ontology annotation, molecular function: mRNA binding; RNA cap binding.
AUGGAUCCGAUUGAUGUAGAUAUUGACGACAUGGGCGACGCCCUUGAUAACAACGAACAAUGGAAUCAGCAGCACAAGGAUGAGCAAGAAAAGCAGUCCCGCGAACAGCUUAGUCCCUCUGAUGACGUUAUAGGCGGUAACACGGCUAAUGACAAUGACGUAGACAUAGGGGAGGACAAUUACGUGGUAGGCGACGAUGCGUCUAUGAAGGAAGAAACCCGUGAUAUCUCUCCAAACGCCUCAAAACGCAGACGUUCCACAUCUCCAGACGUCGCUGAAGGGGAUGGUGAAGUGAAAGGCGGUGAAACUGUUUCAAAGGAGCGUGGUAAACAGGGGUACGGAAGAGGUAGGCGCUGGAACAAGUUCAGACGGACCCACAACGAAUCGGAGAAUGGAGGGCCGGAGGGCACAGAUCAGACGCAUCAACGCCGUCGUUCCAAAUUUAGCCCUGAAAUUAGCAAGACAAAGCAGUGGGACACAGUACUCAUCACGGCACUCGAUGUAUAUGACUACGCGAAAGAGGAUAUCAUGGAUGCCGCAAACACUUUAGAAGAGGUUGACGACACCAGUAAACCCUCCAUAGCCACUUUUGAGCGCUGUGUCGAGGCCUUUCCGAUCAAAACCGGGGCUUACGCCAGCGUGGUUGGCAUACUGAAGGCUAAGGGGAAGGCAACAUUGGCUGAGCAUAUCGUGCAGCGCGUGCUCCACAACCUGGUGUCCAGCAUUUCAUCGGGAAAUAGGAUAGCAGCCAUCCACAAUAUGCGCUUUCUUAUUGGAACUCACUGCGCAGGGUUUGAGUCGUGCCAGACCAUGCAAAUCAUAGAGGCGCUGAUCAAAAUCGCUAAGAACAUCGAAGAGGCGGAAUUCGAGAGCCACCGCAAGUACGUCAACGCAGUAGUGGCGGCAGACAAUCUCAUGUACAUCGUCAUGGCCAGUUUACCGUGGUUCAGCUGCGAUGAGUACGCGAAGAAUAAGAAGCAAAUACACUCGUUCUGCGAUGAAAUCGCUGCCUACAGUGACCGAAGGAAUUACAAGAUGGAAAAGGUCGCCAGCGACUUAAAGAGAACGGAUAUUGACCCGUCUAACGAUGACCACUUGCACAACCCGUAUGCGUACAUAGCCGCUUACAAUGCCUACACGGACGAUAUACGGUUCGAGGACAGACUGACGACAGGAGUCGAGUGCCUUAGGUCGCUGAGAGAACACGAUUGGAUCUCCAGCACCGCGUUCAGGUUCUACCAGAGCAAGGGGGUUGUGGAGCACAUCUUCGCAAAGCCCGCGGAAACUGAAGUUGCCGAUGAGGUGGCAAAGGUUACACAGGAGAUAUUGCAAGCAAUAUUGAAAAUCGAACACGACAAAACGUGGAACUUCAAACCAGUUCCAUUCAUGCCGUUGAAUUUCGCACUGCGCAGCGACAAAUACGAAAAAGAAAGAGUGCAUGACAAGUGGUUAUUCCAAGAACACGUGAUUCACACGAUUCACGUCUUCAUGGAUGAUACCGAUCUCUGCGCGAGGCAGCUCAUCAAGAUUCCGUUCAACCACUAUUAUGGUGACAGGGCAAUCCUGGAGAUCCUAUUCAACAUGAUGCUCUCGCCGAUAUAUAGGCAGCAUUUCAGCAUGUUCGGCAUACUGGUGAUUCACAACCUGUGCAACAUCGAGCACAAGAUGGAAGGCUACUUUCACGACCUGUACUCUCAGCUUACGGAUUAUAUUCCACGCUUGGAUCCGACCGUCGUCUCAGAUCUUAUCACGGUUGGAGCGUAUUGGUUCAGCGUGGAAUUCUGUAAAGUAAGGAAGCUGCUGGCCUCCACUAAACUAUACAAAUUGAGACAGAAGGCGGAAGCCUGUGGCAUGGACAUUGAAGCCGAUCGGAAAGAGCAGGCAGAAAUCGAGGAGCAGGUCAAGGAGGCCAUUAAGGUGAAGAACAAGGAGUUGUUCAGCGCGAUGUUCGAGCACAACGUGAGGUCUCCACUUAACUUCAAUCAAAGGUUGCUGGACAAAAUAUCCAGGCUUGUUUACAUGGACAAGUUGUUGAACUAUGCACCAGAGAGCUUGAAGGAUAGCAUCCGGGCAGCCGUGCAAGUGGCACCCCUGAAUGUGCAACAGGCGUUCCGCGACAAACCCAUCGAGCACAGAGUGUUCCUUAACCUCCUUCACUUUAACAAGCUCACUGCGGAGGAGAACGAGCUCAGGAACCGGCGCAUUGAGAGCUUCAUCAACAACCUUGUCGGGAAGGAGCCACUCAAGGAGUUGCCUCCCAACGUCUUUGCGGAAAGCAAGAUACCGGAUGUGGAAAUGACGGACGAGGCCGAGGUCACUGCGGAUCCAACAGUGAAACGCUGGAGCAGGGAGGAACUCAUCCUUAUCUUCUGGGAGUCCCUUGUCAUCUUCGGCAACAAGUCGUUGACACACCUCAUGAGGCUCCUGGAAUUCCACGGGGAGGUCCUUAAAAGAUUCAUUGCCAAUGAUCAGGAGGGCGCGUUCCAAGAUUCCAUCGCAUUCAAGGCUCUGCGACUGACGCAUCAGACGCUCAAAAACACCAAGAAAUUCGAGCUGGUUAUGGGAGAGCUACUCAAGUUGAAUGUAAUAUCCCCCGCGGAUGCGUGCAGGUUGGUGUUUCACCACUUCCCAACUUCCGAAUUCUUCUCGAACCACUCAUUGACCAUCAUUGACUGUGCAUUCGACAUUGCGCGGGAUCGCGUGGAACAUGCACGUACCCGCUUGUCGGACCCUUCGGGGAAUGCUGAGCUGCACCGCACUGCAUUGGAGGAGCGCGAAGGCUGGAUGCGCCAGCUGACGCUCACUCUGCUCGAACUGGCCAACAACUUCAUGAUGCAAAGGAUGGGCGACUCCUUGGAGUCGAGCCUAACCAACAUUGUCAAGAAUGUGCUACUUAGGAAUGCCACCCAUUCCUAUGCCUUGUCGUACGCUCGCAUCGAGGCCGUGGAACGCGGGUUCCACCGCAGACUUGUUGCUGCCGUGGACCUGGCGCUGCUCGUGCAAAGCGUACAGACGCCGUUCUGA